Doryrhamphus excisus (bluestripe pipefish) is the source of this 1023-nucleotide messenger RNA. RefSeq names its product paired like homeobox 2A (gene phox2a). NCBI's taxonomy places the organism in Eukaryota, Metazoa, Chordata, Actinopteri, Syngnathiformes, Syngnathidae. Gene Ontology annotation, molecular function: RNA polymerase II transcription regulatory region sequence-specific DNA binding; DNA-binding transcription factor activity, RNA polymerase II-specific. The record is from RefSeq and is a predicted model, not a curated record. Gene Ontology annotation, biological process: regulation of transcription by RNA polymerase II.
ACGCGUGGAGGAAUAGCGGACACCACCAGCCGGCCGAUCUCCAUGUAUAAGAUGGAUUACUCCUACCUGAACUCCUAUGACUCCUGCAUGGCGGCCAUGGAAGCGUCGGCCUACGCGGACUUCAGCUCCUGCAGCCAGGCCAGCUCCUUCCAGUACAACCCCAUCCGGAGCGGACCCUUCUCCAAUCCGGGAUGCACCCCGCUCAGCACGGCUAGCUGUACUCUGGGAGCCCUGAGGGACCACCAGCCGGCUCCUUAUUCAUCAGUUCCUUACAAGUUCUUCUCAGACCCUUCGGGCCUGAAUGAGAAACGAAAGCAGAGGCGCAUCCGAACCACAUUUACCAGCUCCCAGCUAAAGGAGCUGGAACGAGUCUUUGCAGAGACCCACUACCCGGACAUUUACACCCGAGAAGAACUGGCCCUGAAGAUAGACCUGACAGAAGCCAGAGUACAGGUGUGGUUUCAGAACAGGCGUGCCAAGUUCCGUAAGCAAGAACGUGCCGCCAACGCCAAAGCCAACAGCUCUGGCGGCCCAGGGGGCAACACUGCUACCGGCGGUUCUGCAGGAAAGAAAGUCGGAGAGGCCAGAUCUUCAUCAGAUGACGACGAGUCCAAAGAAUCCACCUGCAGCCCCACGCCCGACAGCACGGCGUCCCUGCCCAGCUCGGCCAACGGCAACCUGGGCAGCCCCUCCAGCCUGAGCCCCAGCCCGGCUCCGACCAACAGCGGCUACGCCUCCAGCUCUCCGGUUCUACAGGGCCUCAAAGCGCCCAGCUGGUCCAGCCUGGGGCCAUCUAACCCGGCUGUGGCUCAGCCCGCCGCCCAGACGCAGGAGAUUCUGAAGGCCUGGCAGCCGGCGGACAGUAUGACGGGGCCUUUUGCGGGAGUCCUGUCCUCGUUCCACAGAAAACCCAACGGCACCAUCAAGACAAACCUGUUCUGAAGCACACAGAAGGAGCAAAAUCAAUAGAGAUCUUCUACAACUUGGGACAGUCGGGAUGUUUUUUGGGGGCUGAUCUGACUC